GCCGAGAGGUAGACGUUGGAUUAGAAAGGGAAUGGAGCAUGUGGGCUUCCUCAUGUUCUCUUCUCAUAUAAAAUAAAACGCCCCUCUUCGGUUUUCUUCAUUUUUUAAUUUGCUUUUUCUUAUUUCUUUACCAAUUCAAGAUCAACCCAGACUGCUUUGCUUUCCAAAGAAUUGGUUUUUGGUGUUUCUUAUUACCUUUUACAUAUUUAUAUAUACAGUUGUUGAUUCUUUUCUUUCUUUUCAGAAGGUUUUUAUUGUCAGGAGGACAAUUUUCAUCUCUUCAAAGGCUAUUGCCUUUUGUUUUCUUUAGUGUAACUCGAUGAUUUGAGAUUGGAAUAAAAACAAAAACUGGUAUGGAUAGAGAGAUAUUGUUAAUGGAAGAAGAGAAAGCCAGAAGCAAGUUCAAAAGGGUGUGUGUUUUCUGUGGGAGCAACUCUGGCCACAGAAAAGUCUUCAGCGAUGCUGCUCUUGAUUUGGGCAAUGAAUUGGUCAAGAGGAAGAUAGACUUGGUGUAUGGUGGGGGAAGUGUUGGGUUGAUGGGUUUGAUAUCCCGGACAGUGUAUGAUGGAGGUUGUCAUGUUCUCGGGAUAAUUCCAAAAGCUCUCAUGCCUCUUGAGAUAUCAGGAGAAACAGUUGGAGAAGUGAGAACUGUUUCAGACAUGCAUGAGCGCAAAGCUGCAAUGGCACGAGAAGCUGAUGCCUUUGUUGCUCUCCCUGGUGGAUACGGAACAAUGGAAGAGUUGCUGGAAAUGAUAACAUGGUCCCAACUUGGAAUACAUAACAAAACAGUUGGUUUGCUAAAUGUUGAUGGUUACUACGAUAAUUUGCUUGCUUUAUUUGACAACGGCGUUGAAGAGGGUUUCAUCAAGCCCGGUGCAAGACAUAUCAUCAUCUCUGCUCCCACAGCCAAAGAACUUUUGGAGAAGAUGGAGCAAUACACACCUUCUCAUGAACAUGUUGCUCCUCAUGAAAGCUGGCAGAUGGAGCAACUUGGUGAUUAUCCUGAGCAACUAAAUGCGCAAUGAAGCAAGCAUUGGUGGUAGGUUUCCCACUGUUGAUUCCUGAUGUGAUUCAUCAUCGAGUUAUGCGCGACAAUCUAUUUGGAUGGGCCACAUAUUUGUCGUUUACCAUGUACUUUUAUCACCAUAAAAAGGGGAUUUGAUCUCAUUAAAAUCAUCUUAGCUGUUUUACAAAAAUGCACUGAUUCAUGGCCAACCAAGCUGCUAUAGAUCUUUAGUCAUAUGAGGUUGUUAAGUUCUACAUAUUGAAGAUAAAAAUACUUUGCAAUGCAAAAGGAUUAUUGCAUAAUCUUUUAGGUUGCAAAAGGAUUAUUGCAUAAUCUUUUAGGUUGCAUUGACUGGGUCCACUUAAGGUUAUAAAUGAUAUA
Durio zibethinus is the source of this 1387-nucleotide messenger RNA. Its product is annotated as cytokinin riboside 5'-monophosphate phosphoribohydrolase LOG8-like. Gene Ontology annotation, cellular component: nucleus; cytosol. Gene Ontology annotation, biological process: cytokinin biosynthetic process. Gene Ontology annotation, molecular function: hydrolase activity, hydrolyzing N-glycosyl compounds. NCBI's taxonomy places the organism in Eukaryota, Viridiplantae, Streptophyta, Magnoliopsida, Malvales, Malvaceae. The record is from RefSeq and is a predicted model, not a curated record.